Messenger RNA from Scomber japonicus (chub mackerel), 1116 nucleotides. RefSeq names its product protein LSM14 homolog B-like. Gene Ontology annotation, molecular function: mRNA binding. The transcript is spliced from 8 exons. NCBI's taxonomy places the organism in Eukaryota, Metazoa, Chordata, Actinopteri, Scombriformes, Scombridae. Bases 1 to 1116 code for a protein of 371 amino acids. The record is from RefSeq and is a predicted model, not a curated record.
AUGAGUGCCAGGGCAGGAACUCCUUACAUUGGCAGUAAAAUAAGUUUGAUAUCUAAGGCACAGAUUCGUUAUGAGGGCAUAUUAUCCUCUGUCGACACAGACAGGUCCACGGUUGCUUUAGCCAAAGUUAAAUCCUAUGGCACAGAGGACCGGCACACUGAUAAACCAAUGCCACCCAAAGAUGAAAUUUAUGAAUACAUCGUCUUCAGAGGAAGUGACAUAAAGGACAUCACUGUGUCUGAACCACCAAAACCAUACCAUGGACUGCCUCGUGACCCUGCUAUUAUUCAGUCAUCUGUUGGAGGCUCCUCUGGUGCCUAUCACCCACGCUGGAGUCCAUACAGGGACAUGAUGCCCACCUACAACCAGCUGGCUGCUAGUUCGCUACUCAACCAGCAGUACAAUGCAGCACUGGGCCUAGUACCAGGAUUUCACGGCAUCCCAGCCAGAAGGGCUCCCAUGGUAGAGCAGGCUGUCCAGACCGCACCGUUGGCCAGUGCUGCCCAGAAAAAGGGGAAAUCCUCAACCCCGCCACAAAGCAAACAGACUGCUCGUCCAGCCCAACGCUCCAGUCGGGAUGGUUCUCAAGCUCAAAAGGAGAAUAUUUCCACCAGUCGGACACCAUCCCAACAAAGUGCAGCCAAGACUCAAGGCCAAAGCACUGAUAACCAGAAACAAAGGCAGAAACAAGGCAGUCGCAGGUCCAGGACCAGAAGCAGAGGCCAGCUUCUUGUGAAAAACUCCAAAGCCACAACCUUGCAGUUUGAAUCAGAUUUUGAUUUUGAGACUGCAAAUGCUCAGUUUAAAGAUGAUCUUACGAAAGAGGUUGUCGUUGAGAAGAUAGACUCAGGGGAUGCUCUGGACAGCCAGGGUAUGCAGGAGGAGGAAACUCCUGGGGAGAAGUACUACGAUAAAGCUAAAGGCUUCUUUGACAACAUCUCAUCAGACCUUAAACCCAGGAGGACCACAUGGGCGGAGGAGAAGAAGCUGAACAUGGAAACAUUUGGAGCACCCGGCCGCCUCCUGAGAGGCAGAGGGUUCAGGGGCCGAGGACGCAAAGCGCAGAGCACCACUGAGCAACGACCCCUCCCAAAAGUUGGUAGUGGGAGGGUGUGA